Messenger RNA from Eremothecium sinecaudum, 1014 nucleotides. RefSeq names its product hydroxymethylbilane synthase (gene HEM3). Gene Ontology annotation, cellular component: cytoplasm. Gene Ontology annotation, molecular function: hydroxymethylbilane synthase activity. The record is from RefSeq and is a predicted model, not a curated record. Bases 1 to 1014 code for a protein of 337 amino acids. Gene Ontology annotation, biological process: heme biosynthetic process. Lineage: Eukaryota; Fungi; Ascomycota; Saccharomycetes; Saccharomycetales; Saccharomycetaceae. The transcript has a single exon.
AUGGUUUCAGAUACAACUAAAGCUACAAUGGUGCCAGAGAAAAGGAUUAUAAAAAUUGCAGGCAGGAGGUCCAAGCUUGCCGUCAUACAGUCAGAGCAGGUGAGUGCAAUGAUUAAGGCCAAUUUUCCUGGCUACGAAUGCACGGUUUUGGCACUGCAAACUUUAGGUGAUCAGAUCCAAUCUAAACCAUUAUAUUCGUUUGGAGGUAAAGCCUUAUGGACAAAGGAACUGGAAGAUUUACUAUAUGAUGAAGACGAAGAAAAACGUAUUGAUCUAAUUGUACACUCUCUUAAGGAUAUGCCAACUCACCUACCUGAUGGGUUUGAGUUGGCUGCUGUAACCAAGCGUGUCGAUCCCAGUGAUUGUCUAGUAAUGGCAGCAAACAGUCCAUAUAAAUCUCUUUCAGAACUCCCUAAAGGCUCAGUUAUUGGUACUUCGAGUGUGCGUAGAUCCGCCCAGUUGAAGCGCAAAUUUCCGGAUUUAAUAUUUGAAAGUGUUCGUGGAAACAUUCAAACGAGACUAAAUAAGCUUGAUAGCGAAGAAAACAAUUACUCGUGUAUUAUUCUAGCAACUGCAGGCCUUGUUAGGUUGGGUCUGGAAAAUAGAAUAACUCAAAGGUUUACAUCCGACAUCAUGUAUCACGCAGUGGGCCAAGGCGCCCUUGGUAUAGAGACAAGAACCGGAGAUACUCGCAUAAAAGAUAUCCUCGAUAAAAUAGCUGACAGAAGUAGCACUAUCUGUUGUCUCUCUGAGCGCUCAUUGAUGAGAACCCUUAAUGGUGGUUGUUCAGUUCCAAUUGGAGUGGAAUCUGAAUUUGAUGAGAAAACUUCGACCCUAGUUUUAAAAGGCAUCGUGGUUAGUGUAGACGGAACCGAAGCAGUAGAAGACCAAAUAUCAAUGCAUAUUAACGAAGAUAAAGAAGAUGCCAUUAAGGCUGGUGCAUUAUUAGCUGAAAGUCUAAUUGCAUCUGGUGCUAAGAAAAUAUUAGACGACAUACAUCUACCUACCAGUUAA